AUGGAUCUUGAAAAUCCCCUAGGGUCAGCCUUUGGUGCCAUUACAAUAACAACAGUGCUGCUGGCGGGGGUAACAAUCUGGUCUUUCCUUUAUUCCGGCCCAAAGAAGUUCGACUUUCCCAUCUACGGCGCGGAAAAUGAAAAACCAGGUAGUUUGAUGCAGAAAUUUCAACAUCAGGCAGACAUUAUUCUAGUUGAUGCUUAUAAAAAGUUUCAAGGAGGUAUUUUCCAGUUGUAUACGCCGGAUGGCGUUCGAUUGUUUCUGCCUCGAAAAUAUGCGCAAGAACUCAAGGGGUACGAUCGAGAAGUGCUGAGUGGCAUGAAAGCACUAGCAGAUCGCCAUUUGGGCCAAUAUACCACUAUCGACCAUGAAAGUCCAUACAUGUUGAAUGCCAUCAAGCUUGAUCUGAACCAAAAAUUAGGACAAUUCGUGACUGACGUUCAAAAUGAGGUUGCUCACGUUAUUGAUGCUACAUUUCCCGCUUGCAAAGACUGGACACCCGUCAAUCUGAACGACUUACUCCUUCGAAUCAUCUCUCAGGCAUCAGCAAGAAUCUUUGUCGGUUCGUCCCUAAGCCGCAAUAAGGAAUGGUUAGAUCUGAGCGAAAAAUUCGCAACAGAUGUCAUGAUCGGAGGCGAAAAGCUCAAAGCCUGGCGUCCAAUCCUUCGUCCAAUUGCGCAGUACCUCAUUCCUGAAGUUCGGAGAAUUCAAGCAGAUCAUGAGGAAGCAUAUCAAUUGCUGCGACCUGUUCUGGAAGCGAGAGAAAGGGCUGAAGAGAACUUGGGGGAUGAACACAAGAAGCCAAAUGACAUGCUUGAAUGGGUCAGAGCCAGAGCUACCAAGAACAACGACAAAUCGGUGGACUAUCGUGAGCAGGCAAACAUCCAAUUACUGACAGCAACCGCCGCUAUACAUACUACCCGACUAGCUACCCUUCACGUCCUAUUCGAUUUAGCAGCGAGACCGGAGUAUAUAGAUCCUCUCAGAGAGGAGCUACGAGAGGUUCUAGCCGAGACAAAUGGUGUUCUGACAAAGCAAACUCUUACCCACCUAAAAAAACUCGAUAGUUUUAUGAAAGAAUCUCAACGACACAAUCCUCCAUCGUUAGCUACGUUCCAGCGCAAAGUUUUAACUCCUAUCAAACUAUCCAAUGGCCUUGAGCUUCCCGCGGGCGUCAUUGUACAGUGCAAUACAGGUGUUCUUGACGAAGUCCCUGAGAAUUGGGGAGAUCCACAUGCAUUCGAUGGAUUCCGCUUCUACAAGCUUAGAAGCAAGCCUGAAGACGCGCACAAAUAUCAGUUUCCUAGCAUUUCUCUCGAGUCUAUGGAAUUCGGUCUCGGCAAGGACGCCUGUCCAGGAAGGUUCUUUGCUACGAACCAAAUCAAGAUCAUUCUUGCACACUUGAUAUUCCACUAUGAUUUGGCUUUGGAGAAUCCUGAGGCUGGACGACCAAAGAAUUUUAUGUUCGAAGUCAAUGUUCUAGCGGACCCAACGGCUAAGCUACUGUUGAAACGAAGGAUUUAG
Molecule: messenger RNA, 1524 nt
Organism: Talaromyces amestolkiae
Lineage: Eukaryota; Fungi; Ascomycota; Eurotiomycetes; Eurotiales; Trichocomaceae
Exons: 6
Coding region: 1-1524 (507 amino acids)
Molecular function (GO): heme binding; iron ion binding; monooxygenase activity
Source: RefSeq, a predicted model, not a curated record